AUGACUGAAGUCUCUUCCACCCGACUCUAUCUCGGGAACCUUCCCCGCAAUGUGACCAAGCAGGAUAUCGAAGAACAUUUCAGCACCCAUGGCACCGGAAAGAUCACGGAGAUCAAGCUUAUGAAUGGCUUCGGAUUUAUAGAAUACGAAGAUGCGAUGGAUGCAAGAGAUAUUGUCCCUGACGGUAGCGACUUCAAAGGAGAGCGCCUCACUGUACAAUUUGCUAGGGGACCCCGUCGCAAGGAGACUUUCCAAGCUCCCACGGACCGCCCUAAUGUGCCUCGUCCUCGCCGCACAAUCUUUCGUAUGAUGAUAACCGGCCUUCCGGAAACAAGCUGGCAGGAUCUCAAAGAUUUUGCCCGUCAGUCUGGUCUAGACGUUGUUUAUUCAGAGACUGGCCGUGAGCCUGGAAGAGGUUUUGUUGAAUUCGAAACUGCGAAUGAUUUGAAGACUGCAGUCGAGAAACUCGAUAACCGAGAGUUCAAAGGCUCCAGAGUGGCCUGUAUUCCCGAUAUCCAGCCCUAUGAUGACAGGUCCUACCGUGAUCCAUACAGAUCCCGGUCUCCGCGCCGAGGCUAUCCCCCGAUGGAUGAGUACGACCGCAGGUACUCAGUGCCUCGUGGGUACAGUCCCCGAGGCCAUUUCCGUGAACGGUCUCCCAUACCCAUUCGCCGAGACUACUAUGCCGACGGUUAUGGACGUCGUACCCCGCCUCGUGCUAGGCUUGAGGAAUAUCCUCCUCGUCGUUAUGAUGACCCGUACGCCGUUCCACCACCGCCUCGGUAUGACGAUCCCUAUGCUCCUCCCCCAAGACCUUACGGGCGACCUCGAACUCCACCGCGGGGUGAGUACGCCCCGUAUGAGCGGCGCUACUGGUAG
This is a messenger RNA of Aspergillus versicolor CBS 583.65, 879 nucleotides long. Its product is annotated as putative pre-RNA splicing factor Srp2. The coding region runs from base 1 to 879 and encodes 292 amino acids. The record is from RefSeq and is a predicted model, not a curated record. Gene Ontology annotation, molecular function: mRNA binding. Gene Ontology annotation, cellular component: ribonucleoprotein complex; nucleus; cytoplasm. Lineage: Eukaryota; Fungi; Ascomycota; Eurotiomycetes; Eurotiales; Aspergillaceae. The transcript has 6 exons.